AUGGAGAAACAAACCGUGAAAGUUUUGAAAGCUCUCGCCAAAGAGCGAGGUAUCAAAGGAUACUAUAAAUUACGUAAAGCCGAACUCAUCGAAGUGCUGGAUAAUACAUCACCACCACCACCACCACGUAAUAUUGUCUCUAACACAUCAUCGAGUAUUCUUGAUGAACCGAUACCUGAGAUUAAUGUCCCCAUUCUCAAACCUUCCCAACCAAAACUAAAUUCACAUGUCUCAUCACUGAGAGAUUUAGCAGGUAGAGUUGCAAACCCAGUCAAGAAAGAAUUGAAUAAGUUUGCGGAUUGGAUUUUGUCCCUUGUUCCCGAGCCAAUUAAAAGAACCGUAAAUAAACGAGUGGACAGUCUAAAGGAAAAGGUGAACGACCUAUUCAAGAGACUUAACCACUUUACACCCAAAGAACAACAAACGGCGUUGCGAGGGUAUCUAAAAACCUAUAGGAUAGAUGGACAGAAAGGGUAUGACCCCAAGACGUUCAUCAGUAACAUCGAACCGAAAAUUAUGGAUCUUAUCAAGCAGCGGAAGAAACCUAUCAAGGUUAAGUUUAUCUUUACCUGUAAAUUCAUAAAAGAGAAUCCAGCUACUGGUCAGAUUGAUGAAAAUUCAGGAUACUUUCAUUCAUUUGUAGAAAUCAUAACUGAGACAACCGAUUUUUCUGACUCAUUUAAUACAAUGACAAAUCGCAUACUUGAAUCGAUUGACCAAUUUCAAAACCGAUGCUCUGGGUGGCAGUUUAAUCAGGUUGAAUACUUUGAUAUUAACAUCAACCCUUUUAAUCCGUUAUCUGGAAGCUCAUAUAUUAAACUACCAGCAUCCAAGCAAGCAAUAAUUAACGUUAAGAACGAGAGGGAUUAUGAUUGUUUUAAGUGGGCGGUAACGUCUGCUAUGUUUCCUAAGAAAAAGGAUCCUCAAAGACUAAAUAAACAACUGAGAGAAAACUCCAUGAAGUUUGACUGGACAGGUAUAGAGUUUCCCGUCUCACUAAAACAGAUUGAUAAGUUUGAAAAGCAAAACCCCUAUGCAAUUAACGUCUUCGGAUAUGAAGGUAAUGUAUACCCUCUAAAAAUAAGUAAGAAACAUGAAUCGGUAGAGCAAUCUCAUGUGAUCAACUUACUUCUCAUAUCAAACGAUGAGACAAAUCACUACUGCUGGAUAAAAGACAUGAGUAGACUUUUAGCCUCUGAGAUUAACAAUCAUAAAUCGAAAAGGCACUUUUGCUAUAGAUGUCUUAACUCAUUCCAGUCAAAGACCGCCUUAGAAAAACAUCUCGAAUACUGCUCUAACAAUGAAGAAGUCAAGACUGAAAUGCCUAAAGAUAAAGAAGGCAACCCUCUUUAUUUAGCUUUUAAGAAUUUCAACAGAAAAAUGAGAGUCCCCUUCGUUGUCUACGCCGAUUUUGAAAGUUUCACAGAGAAUAUAUCAACCUGUUCCCCAGAUGAAAGUAAAAGCUUUACUAAUCAAUACCAGAAGCAUAAACCAUCAGGCUACUGCUAUCUCAUCAAGUGCUUUGACGAGAGCAUAUUUCCAUCAAUGCUUGUACGACACACAGCUGAAUCCCCAGACGAAGAUAUCCCACAGCUUUUUAUAGAAAAUUUAGAGUCAGACAUUAAGAAGAUUUACAACAAAUUUAAAUUCCCUAAGAAUGUAAAACUGAGUAAUAUAGAUAAAAUCACUUAUAACAAAGCCACUCACUGUCACAUCUGUGAUGGUAAAUUAGGAGAAGACAAAGUUUUAGAUCACUGCCACAUUACAGGAAAGUAUAGAGGUGCAGCUCACAAUAAAUGUAACCUUCAAUUUAGAAUUCCAAAGUUCUUCCCAGUCAUCUUUCAUAAUCUAUCUGGAUACGACAGUCAUCUUUUCAUUAAGAACCUUGGUACAUCAAAAGGUAAAAUAAAUUGUAUACCGAACAAUGAGGAAAAAUAUAUUAGUUUUACAAAAAAGCUUAUAGUAGACAUAUUUACAAACAAAGAAGGUAAGCAGGUUGAAGUUACUCGGGACAUAAGAUUCAUUGAUAGCUUUAAAUUUAUGUCAACCAGUCUUGAAAGUCUAGUAAGUAAUAUGUCAAAAGAAUCUUUCAAAAACCUCACAAGUUACUAUGAAGGAGAACAAUUACAACUGUUGUUAAGAAAGGGUGUUUUUCCAUACGAUUGGUUUGGGGACUUUGACAAACUCAACGCAAACCAACUUCCACCAAAAGAAGCGUUCUACUCCAGACUCAACGACACUGACAUAUCAGAGGAAGAUUAUCAACACGCUAAAAAGGUAUGGGAAGCCUUUGAUAUGAAAACCAUGAGGGAUUACCAUGAUCUCUAUCUUGAGUCGGAUGUACUCCUCUUAUCCGAUGUAUUCGAAAACUUCAGAAAUGUUUGUCUUGAGAACUAUGGUCUAGACCCAGCCUGGUAUUACACAGCGCCAGGUCUUGCAUGGGAUGCUGCUUUGAAAAUUACCAAAGUGAAUCUAGAGUUGCUGACAGACUAUGACAUGCUUCUCAUGGUUGAGAAAGGUAAACGAGGGGGUGUUUCUAUGAUAUCUACUAGAUAUGGUAAAGCUAACAACCCGUACAUGAACAAAUAUGACCACAACCAACCCACUAAAUAUAUCACAUAUCUUGAUGCAAACAACCUAUAUGGUUGGGCAAUGAGUAAACCUCUACCAACUCAUGGGUUUAGAUGGAUGACUGACCAAGAUCUAACAGAUUGGAAAAAACAUUCAUGCAUCCUAGAGGUCGAUCUGGAAUACCCUUGUCAUCUACAUGACUUGCAUAACGACUACCCAUUAGCUCCAGAGAGCAUAAUAGUCGAUAAGGUUGAAAAGUUAAUCCCAAACCUAAACAAUAAGACACAGUACGUAGUUCAUCACGAGACCCUGAAACUUUACAUAAGUCUUGGACUGAAAGUUACCAAGAUUCAUAGAGGCAUCACAUUCGAAGAAUCUCCUUGGCUAAAACCAUACAUCGACUUGAAUACCAACCUAAGGGCAAACGCAGCCAACGAUUUUGAGAAAGACUUUUUCAAGUUGAUGAACAACUCUGUCUAUGGAAAAACCAUGGAAAAUAUCAGAAACAGAGUAGACAUUCGAUUGGUUACGAAUGAAAAAGAUGCAAAAAAGUUAAUAACAAAGCCAAACUAUCAGCACCGAACCAUCUUUUGCGAGAAUCUAGUUGCUAUUCACAUGAAGAAAACAAAGUUAGUCUUCAAUAAACCCGUUUACUUAGGCAUGUCCAUUCUGGAUCUAAGUAAGACGUUAAUGUAUGAUUUUCAUUACAAUUACAUCAAGCCUAAAUAUGGUGAAAAGGCAAAGCUCUUAUUUACCGAUACAGACUCUCUUGCCUAUGAAAUUGAAACAGAAGAUUUUUACAAGGACAUUAACCCCGAUGUGAAAUCUAUGUUUGACACAAGCAACUAUUCAAAGGAUCAUCCGUCUUGUAUUGAGACAGGUGUGAACAAGAAAGUCAUCGGUAAGUUUAAAGACGAGGCUGGCGGCAAACAGAUAACCGAAUUUGUAGGUCUGCGAGCCAAGCUCUACGCAUACAAAAUGGAUGAUGAAGGAGAAGAAGAAAAGAAAUGUAAGGGUGUGAAGAGAGCGGUCGUUAAGAAGUGCAUCAGUUUCAAUGAUUACAAAGAUUGUCUAUUCAAUGAACAGCCACAGAUGAGGGAAAUGAAUGUUAUUAGAAGCCAUAAACACGAAGUUUACACUGAAACGGUUAACAAGGUCGCCCUAUCGCAUGAGGAUGACAAGCGAAUCAUUUGUGAUGAUGGUAUAAAAACGUUUGCUCAUGGACAUUAUUCUAACACAGAAUUAGGGGGUAACUCAGUAUCUUCAGUAACGAUUUGA
This is a messenger RNA of Nematostella vectensis (starlet sea anemone), 3849 nucleotides long. RefSeq lists its product as uncharacterized. The transcript has a single exon. The coding region runs from base 1 to 3849 and encodes 1282 amino acids. The record is from RefSeq and is a predicted model, not a curated record. Lineage: Eukaryota; Metazoa; Cnidaria; Anthozoa; Actiniaria; Edwardsiidae. Gene Ontology annotation, biological process: DNA-templated transcription termination.